UCACCGGGGGAACGAUGACCGUUGUCUUCUCUCCGCCGCUGUAGCUCACGUUAACGUACGCAGUGCCGCGAGCGCCUUCAGCCGCAACAAACGGACGAAGUGUCCGGCGGAACACAACAACUUGGGAGGACGCCUCACUCAUCUUUUGUUUCUUUGGGUGGAGAAAGAGCCCCACGGGGGUUUUCGGGCCAGUUGGUGACGACGAGCUGCGUAUUAACGUUACUGCUUCUCGCCAGAACAAAGUCUUCUACGGGCGGGUAACGGAUGCGAGGGGACGUCUGCAUCCACCGUAGACCGUGUUCAUUUAACGGCAGCGGGUUUACGAUGACCCGGGACAAAGAGCCGUUCUCCGGACCAGCCAAAGCGGUGUCGAGGGCUAUGCUAGGUUAGGAACUAUUAUGAAAGCUAACGUACUAACGUUGCGUUAUCCAAGCGGCUGCUUCUGACUCCCGGGACACGAGUACCGCUCCGAAGACCGCCACUAAAGUCUCUCCGACUGCGCGAGCAACGAUACUCUGGAGUUCCUUUGUCGACUUUGUCAUCGAAGGACCGUAGGCAUUAGCAUGUCGUUUUUUAAUUUCCGUAAAAUAUUUAAGCUCGGAGCCGAGAAGAAGAAGAAACAGUACGAGCACGUGCGCAGAGACGAGAAUCCGGAGGAAGUAUGGGACAUAAUCGGUGAAUUGGGAGAUGGAGCCUUUGGGAAAGUGUUCAAGGCCCAAAACAAACAGACGGGAACUCUGGCUGCAGCCAAAGUUAUCGACACAAAGACCGAGGAGGAGCUGGAAGACUACAUGGUGGAGAUUGAAAUCCUGGCCUCCUGCGACCACCCAAACAUCGUCAAACUGCUCGACGCUUUCUAUUAUGAGAGCAAACUGUGGAUCCUCAUUGAGUUCUGUGCAGGAGGGGCUGUGGAUGCAGUCAUGCUUGAGCUGGAGAGACCUCUGACCGAGCCUCAGAUCAGGGUGGUGUGUCAGCAGACUCUGCUGGCCCUCGUCUACCUCCACGACAACAAAAUCAUCCACAGAGACCUGAAGGCUGGAAACAUCCUGCUCACGCUGGACGGGGACGUCAAGCUGGCCGACUUCGGUGUGUCUGCCAAAAACACCAAAACCCUGCAGAGGAGAGACUCUUUCAUUGGGACGCCUUACUGGAUGGCUCCCGAGGUGGUGAUGUGCGAGACGUCCAAGGACCGUCCCUACGACUACAAGGCGGAUGUCUGGUCCCUCGGGGUCACGUUGAUCGAGCUGGCACAGGUUGAGCCGCCCAAUCACGAGAUGAACCCCAUGAGAGUCCUGCUGAAAAUAGCCAAGGCGGAUCCUCCGACCCUGAUGCAGCCGUCCCGCUGGUCCCCAGAAUUCAGUGACUUCUUAAAGCGCUGUUUGGACAAGCAUGUGGACAACAGAUGGAGCCCCACACAGCUGCUGCAGCAUUCAUUUGUGUCCAGCGUGACUGACAGCCGGCCUCUGAGGGAGCUCAUCGCUGAGGCAAAGGCCGAGGUCACAGAGGAGAUUGAAGACCACAAAGAGGAAGAAGAGGAGGACGAGACGGAAGCACACCUGGGCCACAAACGAGCCCCCUCCAACGUCAGCCUCGCCAGCUCAGAGGACGAGAAGAUCCCCGUCUCCCCGUCCGGCUUGGAGUCGGUCCCUGAGCGGGCUGAGCCCACUCCCACUGAGCUCCCUGUGGCCAACCAUGUGGUGGACACUGGCUUUGUUGAGGAGGUCGCUUCGCCUGUAGCUGAGGAGACUUCAAAUACUCCGGAUGAGGAUGCAGGUUUGGAGGAGAAGCCCCCAGAAGCAGAAGAACCAGAGGCCCCUGCCAAGGAAAUGCAGCAGCUGGAGAUUGCAGUCGAGGAGGAAAAGGAAGUCGACACAUCGGAGGUUCCAGCCAAUCCACAGGGCACCGAAGUGGGUUCAGAGGUCACUGAGGCUCCUCACGAAGAGAACAUGAGUGCUGUGGAGGAGUCAAACGCACCCAUGCAGGAGGAGAAGGAGGAGGAGGAGGAGGAGAAGGAAGAGGAGGAGAAGGAAGAGGAAGAGAAGGAGAAGGAAGAGGAGGAGAAAGACCGCUACAAAAAUCUCACGGUGACCCUGACACUACCGGAGCAAGAAAAAGUUGUUCCAAAGACGGAAGAUGAUGAGAAGCCCACAGAGAAGGAGAAGCUGAACGCAGAAGAUGAGAAGACGGUUCCAGACAAAGCCAAGGAUGACAAAGAGAGAGAUUCUGACUCGGGGGGCAGCUCAGCUGCAGAUAACAGCAGUGUCGACCUCAAUCUGUCCAUCUCAAGCUUUCUGUCCAAGACAAAGGAGCCGGGAUCUGUUUCCAUACAGGACAACAAGCGCCAGAAGAAGACGUUGAAAAAGACUCGCAAAUUCAUUGUGGACGGCGUGGAAGUUAGUGUGACUACAUCAAAGAUCAUCACUGAUAAUGACACCAAGAACGAGGAGAUGAGGUUCCUGAGACGCCAGGAGCUGAGGGAGCUGCGUUUCCUGCAGAAGGAGGAGCAGAGGGCCCAGCAGCAGCUCAGCAACAAGCUGCAGCAGCAGAAGGAGCAGAUCUUCCGGCGCUUUGAGCAGGAGACCACGAGCAAGAAGCGCCAGUACGACCAGGAGGUGGAGAACCUGGAGCGGCAGCAGAAGCAGACCAUCGAGAGGCUGGAGCAGGAGCACACCAACCGGCUCAGGGACGAGGCCAAGCGCAUCAAAGCCGAGCAGGACAAAGAGCUGUCCAAGCACCAGAACAUGCUGAAGAACCGCAAGAAAGAGGAACAAGAGUUCCUUCAGAAGCAGCAGCAGGAUCUGGACACGGCUCUGAAGAAGAUCAUCCAGCAGCACAAACACGAGCUGGCCACCAUCGAGAGGGACUGCCUCAACCACAAGCAGCAGCUGCUCCGAGCGCGGGAGGCUGCCAUGUGGGAGCUGGAAGAGCGCCAUCUGCAGGAGAAACACCAGCUGUUCAAGCAGCAGCUCAAAGACCAGUACUUCAUGCAGAGACAUCAGCUGCUGAAGAGACACGAGAAGGAGAUGGAGCAGAUGCAGCGCUACAACCAGCGUCUGAUCGAGGAGAUGAAGAACAAGCAGACGCAGGAGAGAACCAGGCUGCCCAAGAUCCAGCGCGGCGACGCCAAGACCCGCAUGGCCAUGUUCAAGAAGAGCAUCCGGAUCACCGGAGCCGCCAUCACCCCGGAGCAGGAGAGGGAGAAGGUCAAACAGUUUGCAGCCCAGGAAGAGAAGAGGCAGAAGAACGAGAGGCUCCAUCAGCAUCAGAAACAUGAAAACCAGAUGAGAGACCUGCAGCUGCAGUGUGACGCCAACAUCCGAGAGCUUCAGCAGCUCCAGAAUGAGAAGUGCCACCUACUCAUUGAACACGAGACCCAGAAGCUGAAGGAACUGGACGAGGAGCACAGUCAGGAGCUCAAGGAGUGGAGGGAGAAGCUACGGCCGAGGAAGAAGGCCCUGGAGGAGGAGUUUUCCAGGAAGCUGCAGGAACAGGAAGUGUUCUUUAAGAUGAGCGGCGAAUCAGAGUGCCUUAACCCCUCCAGCCAGAGCCGCAUCUCCAAGUUCUACCCAAUCCCCACUGUCCACUCCACAGGCUUCUAGCUCACGUGCACGAUGAACACACACACACACACACCGUACAGACUGAACCGAGCUGCCUUGCCCUCUUCCUCCGGAGGCUGUGGGAAGCAUUUCUAUCUCUGGACUUCUCUGCACACUCUUUUUGUUUGUGUCGGCAUAUUUUCAAACUACUAACAGAUAUUUUGAAGGAUAAUUUCAUAUUCAGUGUUUCCUUGAAGUAGCCCUUCCGUAAGUUAUAGUUUUUUAUGAAGACUCCGGUGCCUGUAGAGCUAAUUUUGUUUGAUUGUGAAAUUCAUAAUUUACUGCAUCCUUCGUUUAGCCGUUUGUACGGAGGCUCUGAAAAGCAAACGAGACGGGCGAUAUCACGGUGAUCCAGGCUGUUUGUCACUUAACGAGGUGGUCGAAGUGUUGUGAGUAGACAGUCGGCACUGGUUGCUAAGCGAUGCUAAGGUACGAAGGUUUCCACCAGCCAAAAAAGAAAAGUGCCUCCACCCCGAGGCACAUAAACACUGGAGAUCAGACCUCCUCUCACUUGCCUCUCAAGGCUUCCAUACAUUUGAAAUCAAAAAAGCAUUUUAUACAGCUUAAACAAUUUGUGGAUUUCUUUAUAAUUUCUAUUUGAUGAUUACAAAUCUUAGUAUUCGGCUAAAGGAGACUGAUCCUGUUGUUCAGCUGAGUCCUGCUGAAGGAAUGAUUCCGUAUAUUAGAUGAAAUCCUCGAUGGGCGUGUUAGACGUUUAGCGUGUGAUGAGUAGCGCUGGCACUAGCGUGACCUCACAGCGGCUUCAGGGACACAGUUCCUCCUUUCAGGGCCUUUCUCAGCACGCAGCAGAGACGAACAUCCGUGGGUCUGCUUUCCUUUCUUUAGCUGCCAACCCGUUGUUCUAGUCAAGCGAAAGAGAUGCAUGUUUCAUUGACUUUGGAAGUUAUGUAACGUUAAAGAAUUUGUGUUGGUGAAACAUGGUGAGCAAAUCCAACCAGCUCUCCUUUCAUCUUCUUAUUGAAAAACUGUUUGCAUGUCCAGCUAGCUAAUAGCCUUCAUAAUGAGUACAUCAUGUGUUCUGCUGUGUGACUCUGAAGAAACUACCAGCGUUUAGUUUAUAACGCCGCGUUGAUGCAGAUAGGAACUGGACUGGUGAUCGGUUGAUCCCAUCGUCUCGUUUUCUUCCUGAUUGGCUACUAAAAAGUUGAAAUACUGAACCAGCGGACAAAGAUUGCAGCUCCUCCAGAACUUUCUCUGCAGCACCGUGUUCACUCCUUCUACACACAAAAGGGUCAAUGGAUGACGUUCUGAAUGAAAACUAUGAUAUCCAUAUCAAAAUCCUGAUGUUUAUUAAAAUAAAUGUCUGUUUUCUUAGAUGUGUCAUGUCGAUGUUCAUAGUGCUGUAAAUAAAACAUGUUUUCUCUG
Molecule: messenger RNA, 4985 nt
Organism: Gasterosteus aculeatus aculeatus (three-spined stickleback)
Lineage: Eukaryota; Metazoa; Chordata; Actinopteri; Perciformes; Gasterosteidae
Product: STE20-like serine/threonine-protein kinase
Biological process (GO): protein phosphorylation
Molecular function (GO): ATP binding; protein serine/threonine kinase activity; protein binding
Source: RefSeq, a predicted model, not a curated record